AUCACUGGCUCUUUCCAACAGUGGCAACAAUCACCAUUGGAAGCAAAGAGAGAGAGAGAGAGAGCGAGCAGGAGAGUCGAAAUGCACCAGAAUGCUACUGACUGAUCACUUUGUCAAUCUCUCGCAGGGCAGUUUCCAGCUGCGGAAUUCCUGGGAAUAAGCAAAGACAAGAAGCAAAAAAAAAGUUUUGUUUGUGUGUGUGGGGUUCUUCAUCGUUCCAAGCCCAAGGCAGUAUGAAAUCUGCAGAGGAAGAAGCCUACAAUUUUGCUUCACCACAUGUUACGGUCACUCCAUCUACGGGUGUGGUAAAUCCUUCCAUACCAAUAUCCUGUCAUGGGCUGCAGUCUUCGAGUCCAGUGGUUUCUGUGCUACCAUCAACAAAUCAAAUGAUGGGAUAUGGGGGAAACAUUGACACUGGAGCUUCAAGCUACUACUUGACUCCUAAUGUAAGACCAAAUUGCGCUCCAACUCUUGAGAGUCCAAGGAUAGAAAUUACACCUUAUCCAGGAAUACACCUUAGCCAUAACCAGUUUGCUGGUGAAACUGAGCUGGAUGGAGUUGAGAAUGGUCCAGGCUGUAAGCGCUCCAAUUCAUUAGUUACCCUCACUCUACCAAAUGCAGAUGCCUACAGAGAUCCCUCGUGCUUAAGCCCAGCAAGCAGUCUUUCUUCUCGGAGUUGCCAUUCUGAAGCAUCUGAAUCCAGUUAUUCCAUUCCUUAUGAUACCUCUCCACUGACCUCUCCUUGGCAGUCACCAUGUGUCUCCCCCAAGGGCACUGCUCAUGAGGAAGGAUUCCCUCGUGGGCAAGCUGCAUGCACCCUUUGGAAUUCGCCAAGGCAUUCGCCGGGCACUUCACCUCGAACGAGUAUCACCGAGGAGAACUGGCUGAGCCCACGGCCGACCUCGAGACCAUCGUCGAGGCCGCAGUCUCCUUGUGGCAAAAGAAGGCAUUCAUUCAAUGGUGGAUACUACCGCCAACCAUCCUAUUCACCGCAUCAUUCUCGAACCCCAUCACCGCAAGCCUCCCCUCGGGUAAGCGUGACUGAGGAAACGUGGUCGGGGAGUGGAAACCAGUACAAUUCUGCUAUCCUUGCUGCCAUUACAGCACUCACCACUGACACCUGUAUGGAUAUCAAUGACAGUAUUCCUGUCAAGUCCCCAAGAAGAACUAUACAAGAGCAAAACCCUUCUAUGUCUCUCAAGCCUGAACCAGGGAACGAUGAACAAAGAGCUUAUUCACCAUCUGGAGAUCCGUUGCAAGAAGAAUUUUCUGCAUCUCGCCUUCUUAUCAAAAAAGAAACUUUCUGUGAACAGUAUUUAUCAGUACCUCAGCACCCAUAUCCGUGGGCUAAACCGAAAUCUGUGUCAUCAUCAUCAUCCUUUGCCAGCCCUUCUUUGCCUGCCCUUGACUGGCAGUUGCCAUCCCAUUCAGGACCAUAUGAGCUUGAGAUUGAGGUGCAACCUAAAUCGCAUCACAGAGCCCAUUAUGAGACAGAGGGUAGUCGUGGAGCUGUGAAGGCAUCUGGUGGGGGACACCCUAUUGUGCAGCUCCAUGGUUACAUGGAAAGUGAGCCUCUCACUCUACAGCUGUUCAUCGGAACAGCAGACGAUCGCCUGUUGCGACCACAUGCCUUCUACCAGGUCCAUCGAAUCACGGGGAAGACGGUUUCCACAAGCAGCCAUGAAAGCAUCAUCAAUAACACCAAGGUGCUGGAGAUUCCAUUACUACCAGAAAACAACAUGAGAGCGAAUAUUGAUUGUGCUGGGAUAUUGAAACUUAGAAAUUCUGAUAUUGAGCUGAGGAAAGGCGAGACCGACAUUGGAAGGAAGAAUACAAGAGUGAGGCUGGUCUUUCGUGUACAUAUUCCACAACCCAAUGGUAGAACUGUCUCUCUGCAGGUUUCAUCGAAUCCUAUUGAGUGCUCCCAGAGAUCUGCACAAGAGUUGCCACUGAUAGAAAAGCAAAGCAUUGACAGAUAUCCCGUGAUUGGUGGAAAGAUGAUGAUUUUAAACGGUCACAACUUCCUCGCAGAGUCAAAGGUCAUCUUUGUGGAAAAGGCAGCAGAUGGGCAUCAUGUGUGGGAGACUGAAGCAAAAACUGACAAGGAAUUCUUUAAGCCUAAUUCGCUCAUAGUUGAAAUUCCACCCUAUCGCAACCAACGCAUUACCAGUCCUGUUCAAGUUUAUUUCUAUGUCUGCAAUGGAAAACGGAAGAGGAGCCAAAGCCAGCGCUUUUCCUAUCUACCUGCUAAUGUUCCUGUUAUAAAAACAGAACCCACUGAUGACUACGAACCUGCCCUGGUCUACGGAUCGCUUAAUCAAGGGAUGAACCCAGUGUCCCAGUCUUACUACUCCCAACAGGUCAUGACACCCGAGAUGUCACCGGAUCCCGGUCCCUGCCUUGUGAGCAGCUUUCCCUCGUGUCAGCAGCGAAACUCUGGGUUAUCGUCUUCCCCUACUUCAGGUCACAAGCAGCAUGAAAUUACACCCGUCUCUUACACCAAAUGUGUCAGCAGCCCAGCCAGCACUCAGCUCAGCCACCAGCAGUCUGGAGCAACAGUGCCCACUAUCCAAGAAGUGCACAGAUCUGUUGUCGUGCAUCCAAGUUCACCCACUCAUUCAGCACACGUGAUGAUGCAGCCCCAGAUGAGUCAGCAUCUGAACAGCAGCUGUUCCCAUGGUUUCCACCAAACUCUGUAUCCCAACAACCUUUCUCCUCAAGGCCCAUCCGCUUCCCCAGAGGCCACAUAUGUGCAGCCCUUCAGCCCAACUAACUCAGCAGCCAUGGGUCAGCAGCAGCAAGUUCCGAAACCUCCAAGAAAUGGAUCUCAGUCUAGUCAUUCAAUGAUGCCUCCGGUGCACCAAGAAAACAGUCAGGAUUUGACUCCCUUGCAAGUUACAGUGAAACAGGAGCCUCAAGAACUGGACCAAUUGUACCUUGAUGAUGUAAAUGAAAUCAUACGAAAUGACCUCUCAAGUGCCUCUGUUCAUGGACAUUCGUAGUUAAAAUUAGCGUCAAGACCAUGGAAAGAGAAAAGAUGGUCCUCUGCCAUUUUGAAAAUGUUGAUUGUGUGAAAAUAUCAAGCUACGCCAACUCGAAAGAAAAUCGUCAAUAUAAACAACGAGCUUUUAUUUCUCUUACUAGAAAUAAUUCACUUCAGGUAACAGGACAAAACUGACUUGCUGUUUUGUAAUAAGUCAAUAGUGUCGGCCAGUGAUUAGACACCACUCCCAGCGAACAGUUGUUUGGAUGAGUUCUCAAUUUCAGCAAGAACUGUCUUCCCUAAGCAUUCCAACAAAAUUCACAUGAAAACAUUUAAAGAAUUCCAAAGAAUCAAUAUUGUUGUGAAGGAAUACAUAGAGUUAAAAAAAUGUAGUUGUUCUAAAGUAUGCAAAUAUAAGUGCCUUAUGUUUACUUUUUGUUACAAAAGAAGGUUCUUUGUAUUGUACUUCUAAUAAAAGAAUCACAGUUAUAGAAAUAAAUAUUAAAACAUGCUCUUUGUAGGAAUAUUUUGUUAGCAAGAAAUUGUAAGAAAGCAGGAGAUUAAUGUGAAUUAGUAGACAUAUUACAAUAUGUGUGUUCACUAAGGAGUUCAUGCUAAGCUCUUCAGUGGAAAGAGGGUAUCCAACAUUAUGUGUAACUGUACUACUGUUCAUUGCAUUUCAAUUCAAAGCAACUCUUUAAUUCAUUCCCUGAGCCCACUAAAUGUAUCAAUCACUCCAAAGAGAUUUCCUGGUUUUAGCUGCUCAAUUCAUAGCCGAGACUGGGCUGUAAAGUCAUCCUUCCAUAUCAUUUGAAGUGAAUUAAACCUCACAAAUACACAGAAAUUCCAAGAGACUCUGGAGAUGGCCUUAUAGAAAAACCGUCAAUACCCCCAGAAAUAUGGCUGUGCAGAUCAUAGUAAGAUGUCACUGCAUGCUUCAUUGGAUUAAAGAAUUUAUUUUUUAAAACAUAUAAAAAAGUGACUAGAUAUUUAGGGUUUUUUUGUGCUGAAUUGUUUGCUUGCUGCUCUCCUAUGUACAUUUCCACAAAUAUGUUGAAACCUGCCAUCUUUCACUGAUUGUAUUUUGUGUUUUAUCUACUAUAAACUCAAAAGGAUGGGUUUAUAAUUGUCAUUUUUGCAAUGCAAAUUAGGAAAUAUUUCACAACAAAAGUAAUUUCAGACUCUAUGCGCACAAAUGUCGAAAGGAAAGAUAAGUGUAAAGCUUCAGAACAUCAGCGGAGAUGGUCUUCUUUCGUCCCCUGUCCAACAAAUUGCAGUAACCAUUAGCAGAACACUCAAUGCACAAUCAGGAUCUCAGUCCACGCUACUGCACAGUAGCAUCCAGUUACCAGUUUGCUUAAUAUUAUGUGGUUUCUGGACUAGCUAGAAUAGUAGAGACUUGUUUUUUUAACUUACAAAGAUAGAACAUAACAGACUAGAAGUGCAUUUCCUUACCUUUUGCAAUUCUGCCAGCACUUUAGAAAGUACAGUACAAGACAGUACAAAGAAAUCUGCCUCAGCAGGUAGUUUUAAUAUUAUUUUUAAAAAAAAUCUCAAGUCAGACUUAGAUUUCUUGGCUCACAAUGCUGUAAAAAGAAUUUUAAACAUUAUCUUAAAGGCAAGCAACUGCUACUGGACUAUUGCAUUAAUGGUAUGUUAAAUCUUUAAAUAUUGUGCUCUAGAUAAUAGUUGAUCAUAGUUUUGGUAGCUGAAAUAGAAUAUCAGACCAUAUAGCUUAACUAGGACUAAAUAAUUGCUCUUUUAGGUUAUGUUUUCAUUAUAGAUUGAGUCUGAUUUCAUACAAUAACUAUGUUAAUUGUUUCCAGUUUGAGUGCCUUAACCAGUAGUGCCCUCUCUGGGUUUUGCCCAGGAAUUACAUGGUUGCAUUUCUUGGUUAAUAUAUCAAGUUCCUGGAUCGUGUUCACAGUAUCUAAUGAUGAACUGCAAUUGACAAGUGUGAGGUGUACAGUCACGCACAUUACCUAAUCAAAGAAGUGAAAAUAGAUUCAUUGCUGUGCUCAAGCCAUUGCCUUAUUUUGAUCCCUUGCCUCAAAAGCCACCCUAGUAGUGAAGAGUUUACAACAUAUUGUGGCAAAAUGAACUCCUUUAAGAGUUAUCAAUAGGGCAAACUCCGGAGAACCCCACUUUCCAGGGGAAGAUUCUGCCUCCCAGAUUCGGGGAAUUAAAAAGCAACGCAACCUCAUCUGCUUACAAGUAAUGAGAGACUGUCCCUUCAGUUGUCAGGUCAUUUAAUGCCUCUUAUUCUUCCCCGAUACCUCUGAUCCAUUGUAGCCUGUUGCACACUUAUAGCUGUCCGCUGCCUAGAUACCGAUCAGUGCCACAUGUAUUGGAUGGACUCUGCUUAGGAUCAUGUUUGUCUGUUAUUCAAGUAGUGGCUUUUGGUAAAUAAAUGUUAAUUUAGGUUAGCUUUGAGAAGUGCCACUUGUAACUUAAAAGAGAAAUGGGGAAACAAAUCUCAGUUAUGCUUGGAGAUAAUCUCAUACAUGUUCUGCAUUCUAUUAAAGCUGUUAAUGUAGGAGUACUAAUUUUGUUUUUUAAGAUUACUAUCACCCCCCUAAGCCUGUUGUAUAGAAGUAUAAUGAGAAAUGCUGAAAUGGUUGUUCAUACAAUUUGUAUAGCAGGAUGAUCUUAUUCUACUAAUACUUGGACAGAAAGAACUGCCAGUCGUUACAACGCUGCAAAAUAAUUGCAAAGUUAGUUUUGUCUGCUGGUGUAAACUUGUAAAAAAAAUGGUUUUAGCAAGGCAGCUUAUUGUUGGCAAUACAACUGUAUUGUGUUAUAGGUGAAUACUGGCAGUUUUCUAUGCUGCACUAGUCCAGUCCUAGUCAACAGGCCCUUGAUGAGUGACAACCAUUUCUGAUCUCCUAAGAUGCCAGCUGCCAUUUUUUCCUAUUUUUAUUUGUAUACUUUUCUUUUUGAAUUUGUAUUUUUGCUGCAUUUAUUUAGGGAAAGGAAUGUCUCUGCUUUUUGGAUCUGACCCCAGAGAGAAAGCAGAGGAGAGGCUGGACUAGGAUUCUACUUUAGAAUAUACAAUAACAUUGUGUCACUGGUUAAAAUCUCUUGGGCAAAACACACUCCACUUUUUCACUUCGUUUCAGGAAUGGCUCUUAAGUUAAAUAGACAAAGUUCCUGUGUUGUGUGUUGUGUCUUUGAUGUUUUCCAAAGCUUGGAUUUUCCUGUAUAUUUGUAUCAGUGUUUUUAUUUUUUCGUUCUUGCUGUUAGUGUAACCUGUUUCAUGGAAAUUAUGCAAAUAUUUUCUACAUGUAAUAUAAAAUAAAAGCACAGUUUGAAAUA
Carcharodon carcharias (great white shark) is the source of this 6298-nucleotide messenger RNA. RefSeq names its product nuclear factor of activated T cells 1 (gene nfatc1). The record is from RefSeq and is a predicted model, not a curated record. Gene Ontology annotation, molecular function: RNA polymerase II cis-regulatory region sequence-specific DNA binding; transcription factor binding; DNA-binding transcription factor activity, RNA polymerase II-specific. Gene Ontology annotation, biological process: regulation of transcription by RNA polymerase II; cytokine production; calcineurin-NFAT signaling cascade. Gene Ontology annotation, cellular component: transcription regulator complex. Lineage: Eukaryota; Metazoa; Chordata; Chondrichthyes; Lamniformes; Lamnidae. The coding region runs from base 234 to 3002 and encodes 922 amino acids. The transcript is spliced from 10 exons.